GCGCGUGAGGCAUGUCUUCUCCCGCCUCUGCGUGCGCUGUUUGGCCAAAGCGGUGGAGAGGAGAAGAGAUGAACCGGCCGCCAUCUUCCGCGCGCUUCUCCCUCUAACGAUGAUUCAAAAAUAUCCCGAAAUCGGUGAUCUUCAGCGCAUCGACCCUGUUCAUAAGGACGUUUAGUGACGGAUCUUACACCCGAGGCUCAGAAAAAUCGUUUGGCGUUGUAUGGAAAAGUGCAUUUUUUUGUUUGCGUUGAACGCGCCGAGCGGACGGCGAGGUUGCAGCCUCGUCAGCUUCGCCCAUUUCGUGAUCACGGAACCAGACCGAAAGGGCGCGUGAAUGAAAGCGCGGCUUCACGGAGAACGGGAAAGGGGAUUUGUACGCGGCGCACGCGCCAGGAAUGAUCCAGAAGCCUGUUUGCUUUGGUCUACUGCUUAUUUGGGCCUUUUUUCUUUAGAGUGCACGCGUUUUAUACUGAAACGAGUGCGGAAUCGUUGUGCCGAAAUUCCCUCGCGCCCGUCACGUGGCUCUGUAGGUGGGCUGGCGUUGACGAGUGCAGAAGCAGGCUGCUGUGCCCUUACUGCGGCCCUGCAUGGCUGCGAUGGCGCCCGCUCUGACCGACGCCCCGGCCGAAGCCCGCCACAUCCGCCUCAAACUGGCUGCAGAGAGCAACGGCAACUCCACCAACCUUCUCCUGUCGUCCUCCAUCUCCCCGUCUGAUACAGCGAGCACCAACGGCAAGCGUCACCACGAGGACAACUGUCGUCACUGCUGCAACGGCAAGGAGUCGCUGUCGGAGCCGCUUAGUCUGGGCAAGCUACAGCCGCUGGUGGCCUCCUAUUUGUGUUCGCAUGUCGGUCCUGUAGCCGAAGAGGGCGUCCUGAUCAAGCCGUCGGUGCUGAAGAGCCGAGGCCUGCUGAACGGAGAUCUGCUUCUACGUACUGCGCUGAGCGGCGGCCAGCCGAAGAGCCUCGUCAACGGAGGAGGAGCAGGAACUGGAGCUGGAGGUGGGAGCGCAAUGGUCCCGGUCAACGGACUGGCCAAGAAGGCUGCCGUGCCCAGCACCGCGCUGCCCGAGAAAGGUAGCGUGGCCCCGUUGAACGGAGACAACGCUAAACCUCCCACCGGUGCUGGAGCUUUGUUACCGCUGUCAUCCAAGUCCGGUGAUGUGAUCCCGAUGGUGUUUGUGCCGAGUGCAGAUUCCAAGCACGCGAGAGAGCUGGAUGAUUUGCAUAGCAGAGCGCCGGAAGAUACAGGAGUCAAUGGCUCUCCGGAGAAUCCGCACUUCAAAUCUGAAGCGCCCUCUAGUGACUGGUCCCACGCCGAUAUGGCUGGAGCACUCCCUGAGACGAGUAGUGCCAACAGUGUCCCAGUCGAUGCCUCUCAGAGCUCAACCUUGUGCCAACGUAGCCCUUCUCCAUCCUCCCCUUCCCCUUCUUCUGGCGUAGAGGCGCUAAUCCUCCGCGAGCGAGCGCAGCAGAGCCAGCGCCGGCAGGCUGACAUCUCGACACGGCUACAGCGCCUGUGCAAGAGGCUUCAGGUAGUUCAGGCCAAGCAGGUUGAGCGUCAUGUCAAGCAGCAGCUCACCGGCUUUUUGCACCACACCGUGUCCCAGUCCUCCUCUUCCUCCUGCAGACGGGACACCUUUUCCCAGCUCCUUAAGGACAGCUCUUUACCCUCGGAGCUGGCAAAACUGCACCAGAGCAGCGCCACCAGCCUGCGGGUUGCGGAGGCGCAGUUCGACUCCGACGCCACCGAGAGCAGCUCGGGUGGUGAGAGCGACGUAGAGGAAGAGGAACUUGCCAGAGUGGACACUGAGCAGCGGCAUGUCAAACUGUGGAGAAGAGCAGAAGGCCGCUUCGCCCUGGAAAGAGCCUCCAUCAUAAGCCGCUGGACGUGGCUCCAGGCGCACAUCUCCGACCUGGAAUACCGCAUCCGCCAGCACACGGAUAUCUACCGGCAGAUCCGCGCCAGCAAGGGGUCAGUGGAGCUGGGGGACACCUCCUGGUCAUACCAAACCAAGACGGACAAGCUGAAGCCCCAGAAUCUCACGGGAGACCCGAGCCAAGCUAACAGACUUCAGAGCGACAGAUCUAUCAGCGAGAUCUUCCACAGCGCGGCUGAAAGGUCGGAUGUGAAGUUUUCUCCGAGUCUCGAGAGCGGCUGUUCAUCAGCACGGGUUCGACCCCUGAACAGCUGGAAGAGACGACGCCUCGUCCAACCGGCCAUGCUGCACAACCUCAACAGCAAGGUUCAGCGAGUGUGUUCCCCACGGAGUGUGUGUGACGUGAACAGUGUGUGUGUGAUGUGUGGGGGCAGUCAGCUCCACCCUAAAACAGAGCUACAGUUUGAGCGCCCUCUGCUGGACAAUGUGGCUAUGCAGGACCCCAGUGUUCAUCCUACACUGUCCCUGCAGUCAGACAUGCCUCUGAGCGUACAGCUCCAAAGAGCGCUGAAGUUGCACUGGCAGACACGGAACAUGGAGAAAGUCAAGCCUCUGAAGAAGCUGUCGGUCAAACACAAGCUCUCGCACUACUCCUCCUCCUCCUCCUCAGCUGCACUAUCCAAGCACAAGUUUAGGCUUUCCAGCUCGCCCAUGGCAGCCAUCAGGUUCUCCAGCUAUAAGAGUCGAUCGGAGAGGGCGCGAAAGCAGGGCGAGGUCGGCAUCCGUCUGCCCAAGGUGGACGCGCACACCCCCUGCAGGCCAGGCCGGCUUCUGGACAGGAGCCCCAGCAGGAAGAGAGCCAGGGAGAAUUCGCUGGACCGAACCGAGUCCCCGAAGCUGCAGUUCGAUUCAGGAAGCCCGUAUCCGCCAUCGCAGCCAAGCCUCCAGCCGUCCACCCCGAACUCCACCACCAGCAGACAGAUGUGUCUGCCCAGUGACAGCUCCACACCUCUGGGCCCCAGCAGUCAGACCGGCUCCUGCUCUAUGCCAAUUAGAAAGCGGAGAAGUGAAAACUCCUUUGACAUCAACAACAUCGUCAUCCCCAUGUCCGUUGCAGCGACUACCAGAGUGGAGAAGCUUCAGUACAAGGAGAUCAUCACCCCGAGCUGGAGAGAGGUGGACGUCCUUCCCCAGCCUCUCGAUGAGGAAGACGAGAACGUCGAGGUGGAGGACUUGUCCGACACAGCAUUUAUGCGGCUUCAUCAGAAAUGCGAGGACCAGGAGCGCAGCCGCUGGAGAUGGACCGCCCUCGCCCCAGCCAAGAGAAGAGGCAGCAGGUCGUAUAAGUCUUUGGACGGCAGGACAACUCCGUCUCUGAGCGGAACCAACCCGUCUACUCCACAGCCGUCGUCUCCGGACACAGGGCACUUCCACAUGCUGCAGGAUUACGGGCCUGUUCCUUCACCCCUCAGCCCCCCCAGCCCUGACACACCCUGCUCUCGUGAUGCACACACACCUUCAUCGAGGGACUCGUACACACCUCACCUGAGAGACACGCACCGGCCGGUGUACGGCGAGGAUACACGUUGUUCUACACCCGACUGCACCUACGAGGAGAGAACGGUGCAGCCCUGGGAGCGCAGGAGCUUCCCUCUCUCAGAAGACCCAGAGCUGGAGCCCAAAAUGGACCCGCAACCCCAUCAGAGAUUCAGCUGCGGGGCCGAAUCGGAGAGCGAAGCGUCUUCGGCUUAAUAAACAAAGCUCCGGCACGAAGAAAAACAACAAACAAACGAAAGCGCACCCCUUCUGGCAUUAACCGUAACGAAUAAAGAACUCGUAUUAAAAACAAACAAUAAAUAUAUUAAAGAACUUCUGUUGUUUGAUAUUCAAACAUCAGCCAAAUAUUUUCACAGUUUUUAGUGAAUAUUAAGGAACGUAGAAAUUUAAAACUGUCUCAUAAAGCUCUUUUUCUCACAGAAAAAAACUUCAGUGUAUUAAAAAAAACAAAACAAAAAAAAAAAGGACAAAAAAAAAUAUAUACACCCAAACCAUUAA
Messenger RNA from Hemibagrus wyckioides, 3935 nucleotides. RefSeq names its product KAT8 regulatory NSL complex subunit 1a (gene kansl1a). Lineage: Eukaryota; Metazoa; Chordata; Actinopteri; Siluriformes; Bagridae. Gene Ontology annotation, molecular function: histone acetyltransferase binding. The coding region runs from base 588 to 3632 and encodes 1014 amino acids. Gene Ontology annotation, cellular component: NSL complex. The record is from RefSeq and is a predicted model, not a curated record. The transcript has 14 exons.